ACGUGAUAUGUUUGUGUGCAAAUGGCGUCGAAGAAAGAAAGUAGAAAAGGAAAGGCUAGAAGGGCAAAGGAACGUUUCAAAGCGUUAUCACAGGCUGGUCUAACCGCGAAGCAUACAAAGAGAAAUGUUACCAAUCCCGAUGAAGAGCUUGAAUUGAUUGCGCAACAGGAAACUAAUGAUGUUAUAACUUACCAUCAAUGUACAAAAUGUGAUGAAAUUUUUCAACAAUUAGAUGAUUUAGAAAACCACUACAAAGUCCAUGCCAGGGAAGAGAAAACUGAUGAUGUAGUUAAAUCUUGCCAUGUUCAAUUUAUUAAAAAAGAGAAAACUGAUGUAGAUGAAUAUUGUCGUGUUAAAGAAGAGAAAACUGAUGAUGUAGAUGAACAUUGCCAUGUUCAUUUUGAAGAAGAGAAAACUGAUGAUGUAGAUGAAUAUUGUCAUAUUAAAAAAGAGAAAACUGACGAUAUUGAAGCAAUUUAUCAGUGUAAUUUGUGUGAUAAAGAAUUUAAAUCAGAAACUGAUUUAGAAAAACAUUGUGAAGUACAUGUUAAGAAAGAGGAACCUGUUUUACAACAUGGUAAAAAUUUGAAGACAAGUUUUAGUGAGAAUAAUGAAAAAGAGGUUCACAACCCAGAAGAGUUUAAAAAGUGUGAUGUUUGCAGCAGGACCUUUAUUAACAAAUAUUACUUACAAAAUCAUAUGAGAACCCAUACCGUAAAGAGACUCUACAAAUGUGAUGUUUGUGGUAAAUUAUUUAUUAACAAAGAUUUCCUUGAAAUUCACAUGCGCCGCCACACUGACGAAAACCGGUUUAAAUGCGAUGCUUGUAGUAUAUCAUUUAAGGACAAUAGUGAUCUGCAGAAACACUGCAGAAUUCAUUCCAGGGAAAAACCUUAUAAAUGCGAUGUUUGUAGUAAAUCAUUUAAUAACAACAGUCAUCUGCAGAGACACUCCAGAUUUCAUUCCAAGGAAAAACUUUAUAAAUGUGAUGUUUGUAGUAAAUCAUUUACUGAAAACAGUGAUCUGCAGAAACACUCUGGAUAUCAUUCCAGGGAAAGGUCUUAUAAAUGUGAUGUUUGUAGUAAAUCAUUCAUUGGUGAUAGUCUUCUACAAGGACACAUCAGAACUCACACAGGUGAAAAACCAUAUAAAUGUGAUGUUUGUAGUAAAUCAUUCACUGAACAAGGUGCUCUAAUGAGACACAUGAGAAGUCAUACUGGCGUAAGACCUUUUAAAUGUGAUGUUUGUAGUAAAUUAUUUGUUCAUAAAAGUAGUCUGGUAAAACAUGCGAGAAUUCAUACAGGAAUCAAACCAUAUAAAUGUGAUGUUUGUAGUAAAUCAUUUACUCACAAUAGUUAUCUACAAAAACACAUCGGAAGUCAUGGUAGAGAAAAACCUUUGCUUGCGCAUUACAAAGGGAUUCAUACAAGAGAAAAAUCGCUGAUUAAUACCUCGUUAAUCGAUUAUCCAGUCCAAAUGUCUACUUAAUCAAGGAAACUAAUGAUGUUAUAACCUUUCAUCAGUGUGUUGUAUGUGAUGAGAUUUUUCAACAAUAUGAUGAUUUUGAACAACACCAUAAAGUUCACAUAAAGAAAGAGAAAACAGGUGAUGUAGAUGAAUAUUUUCAUGUUAAAGAAGAGAAAACAGAUGAUGUAGAUGAAUAUUUUCAUUUUAAAGAAGAGAAAACUGAUGAUGUAGAUGAAUAUUUUCAUUUUAAAGAAGAGAAAACUGAUGAUGAAGAUGAAUAUUGUCAUAUUAAGAAAGAGAAAACUUCUGAAGAUAUUGAAACUGUUUAUCAGUGUAAUUUGUGUGAUGAAGAAUUUAAAUUAGAAACUGAUUUAGAAAAACACUGUGAAAUACAUGUAAAAGUACCAGAUGGGGAGCCUGUUUUACAAUAUGGUAGCCCUACAAAACAAGACGACAAAUAUACAAAAAAUCAUGGAGACAAAACAACUUUUGAAUGUGAUGUUUGUGGUCAAACAUUCACUUUUAAAGGUAAUCUACAGCGACACAUGAAAACCCAUACGAGAGUUAAACCAUAUAAAUGUGAUGUUUGUAGUAAAUCAUUCACUGAACAAGGUACGCUAACGAGACAUAUCAGAAUUCAUACAGGUGAAAAACCUUAUAAAUGUGAUGUUUGUAGUAAAUCAUUUAGUCAGAAGGGUAACCUACGGCAACACAUAAAAACUCAUCCUGGCGAAAAACCAUUUAAAUGCGAUGUUUGUGGUAAAAAAGUGAUUGAUUCGUCCGCUCUUCGAAGACACAUGAUAGUUCACAUAGAUGAAAAACCAUAUCAUUGUGACAUUUGUUUUAAAUCAUAUGCUCAAAGUGGUUCUUUACAGAGACAUGCAAGAAGACAUGCCGGGGUGAAACCUUAUAAAUGUGAUGUUUGUAAUAAAUCAUUUAAUAGGAAACAUAAUCUACAGAUCCAUGUGAGAAUCCAUAUGGAAGAAAAUACACGUCCACAGAGUCACGUGCGAAUAUAUACUGGUGAAAAACUUUUUAAAUGCGAUGUUUGUAGUAAAUCAUAUUUUGCAGAAUGUAAUCUCCAAACACAUAAGCGAAUUCAUACCAGAGACAAGCAUUAUUUGUUGUAAAUCAUUUUCUCAGAGACUACAAAAUGAAAUGAAAUUGUGUUUAAAUCUUCUACUGUUCUGCUCCAACUGGGCUAAUGAAGACGGGCAUACUCCAUACAGUGUGCUAUGAGGGAAAGUUUGCCCGGGCAGCGACACGAUGGCCUACUCAUAUAUUGAAUUUCAACUGCCAAGGGAUCUUUUAAGUACAUGCCAAUGUAUACAUGGGACCUCGGUUUGUUGUACUAUUCGAACGACGAGACACCUGUCUUUGUCUGGCCCUCCAUCUUUCACCACUGACAAGGGGAAACCGAGGUCCCGUGUAUAUAUUGGCAGUUGGAAUUCGAUAUAAGAGUAGGCCGUAGCGCCGCUGCCCGGGCAAAAUUCCCCCCAUAACACACUGUAUGGCGUAUGUCCGUCUUCAUUAGCCCAGUCGGAGCAGAACAGUAGGACCUUAAACCCUAUUUCAUUUCAUUUAAGAUAUCAUUUUAAUUUGUUCAAUGAAGAAUCCUAUUGAAUUUCAGCGAUUUCCCUUAAUCCUUGAGUUGUAGAACCUUGUGAACAAACUGUUACAAUGCGAUUUGCAUGAAAUUGACAGGCAUUAUUAAAAGUAGCUAAGUCUCUAACUCAGUAUCCCCCAAAGUCUUCGACAUUGAAAACACAAAUUAUUUGUCAAUUUAAAUCAACAUUGAUGUUGUGAUCUUACUGGGAAAAUAUUGGCUUCUGAUAUUGUGUACCAUAAUGUGUUUCAGCGCCAUUUGUAACAAGGGUCUCAACGAAUGAGGCUAGACAUAUUCAAUAAGUCAUGUCAAACAGUGACACCAUAUUCUUAUCUGGAUAGCAUGCACAAUAAAUACUAUUGGUGUAGACUUUAAUAACCAGACACUAGAGAUUGCCAUUCGAUUGAUACUUCUGCCAUAUUUCGCCGAACAUAACUGAUUAGAAAUUACAGUAAAAACAGAAACGACUGAAUGUAAAUCAGUUUAUAUACAUGUACAUUCAUAUUACAUUAUUAUACAUGUAUGCAUUGCAACCCAUUUGUGUUAAUUUCUAGGUCUCAAAUAUUAGCGAUUUAGCUCCUUUAAAUUAGUUCAAUGGAGCAGUCUAUCGAUUUUCAACAGUUUUUGUCAAUCAAUUCUAGAGUUAAAGACCUCGUUGUGUUUCUUAUCUUUGUAAAUACUUUCACAAGAACUGCCACAAGCUAAAAUAAAAAAAACAGAAAUGAAAUGAAAUGAAAUGGGGUUUAACGUCCUACUGUUCUGCUCCUAUACUGGGCUAAUGAAGACGGGCAUACGCCAUACAGAGUGCUAUGAGGGAAAUUUUGCCCGGGCAGCGGCACUAUCGCCUACUCUUAUAUCGAAUUCCAACUGCCAGGGGAUCUUUUACGUGCAUUCCCAUAUAUACACGGGACCUCGGUUUUGUGUCACAUCCGAAGGAAUAGACAGCUGUCCUUGUCAGGGAAACCACGUCGGAAAAUCCUGAUGAACUUUCUCGGCCAAUGCCGGGAUCAAACACCCGACCUCCAGGGCUAGCGAGCCAGCGUCUUACCCACCUAGUCACCGUGGCUCCCAAAAUAAAAACCAGAUGGGAAAUAGUGAAGGAUCGGUAGGUAGUUGUCUUGUUUUUCAAAAUUAUAUUGUGUGCUUGUAAAGAUGAUACGGGCAAUAAAACACCACUUAUAUUAAAGUUUUA
Molecule: messenger RNA, 4265 nt
Organism: Patella vulgata (common limpet)
Lineage: Eukaryota; Metazoa; Mollusca; Gastropoda; Patellidae
Product: zinc finger protein 664
Exons: 3
Coding region: 22-1488 (488 amino acids)
Biological process (GO): regulation of transcription by RNA polymerase II
Cellular component (GO): nucleus
Molecular function (GO): DNA-binding transcription factor activity, RNA polymerase II-specific; RNA polymerase II cis-regulatory region sequence-specific DNA binding
Source: RefSeq, a predicted model, not a curated record